UGAACAGCCCUAGGGGUGGGCCCCUCUUUUGUAAAGGAAACUUGAUCUGCAAUCCUGGUAUCAGUUUGAUUAUUGAGGAGAUUGUGGGGACAGCAUCAAAACUAUCUUCUCUUCUUUGUCCUAACAUGGGUAAGGCAUGGCUUUCUUAUGCCUCUUGGUGUUACAGUCAGGCUAGAAACUCCCUUUCCAAACCACAAGAUGCUACUCUUCAGUUGUGCUCUUUUUCUCCUGUUCUUUUUCUAGAAAUUCUACCUAAUAGGUUCCAAUUAAUUAAAGAAGAGGUAUUUACAGUGGAAAGUACUAUCAUAGAACUUCUGGAGAAAAGGGAAGAUGCAAACAAAGAAGGGGGAGAGUGGAUUAUAUGUCCCAAUUCUGGAGAGGAUUUAAGAAAUGAGAACCCUGUAAAGGCUUUGGUUCAUCAAGCAAUAAAUAUGAUUGAGGCUGCAGCUGGAGUACCUAGAGUUGAAAAUUUGGAUGGUGAAUGCCCUUCUGCUGUGCUAACUUCUCAGUUGCGGGUGCUCUUCCUUCAUGCAAAUUUUGGCCUAGAGGAAGCCAACAUUCUAUCUUCUGUUAAUGAAUUAGUAGCUGUCUAGUGGUCACUUAGGCAGAGGAGAGUUUCACUCUUUGGACAUGCAGCUCAUGGUUUUAUGCAAUACCUUUCACCUUCAUCCUCCUUACUUUUUGAAGGUCACCUAGCUGGCUCUGAUCCUGAUUUUCUAAAUAUGGCUGAAAAAUUAAUGAAACUGAUAUUCUCCACUUUCAAUUGAGCCUCUCCAUCUCUGUCACACGCACAGACAGACAGAGAGUCCAAACCUGAAUGAAGUUGGAUAUAAUUAUUUUUCCAUCUUCAAUGUGUGGCUGCACAAUUUGCUUGAAGGUCUGAUGACUUAUCCUGAUGGCCUGAGAAAGUCUCUUGCUUCUCACAGUAAAAGGUUUG
Nelumbo nucifera (sacred lotus) is the source of this 937-nucleotide messenger RNA. Lineage: Eukaryota; Viridiplantae; Streptophyta; Magnoliopsida; Proteales; Nelumbonaceae. The record is from RefSeq and is a predicted model, not a curated record.